UUUUCUCCCCCGGCACCCCGCGCAGCCUCUUCAUUGCGGCGACGGCGGCGAAGCGGGUGGUCCUCUACAACCAUGUCGGGGCGAUUGUUGGGCUCCCUGUUCAAGCUGGCGUCUUCUCUCAGGGACUACAUGCCGAGUCUCGUCACGGGCGUGCUCAUGCCCGUGAUGAUCGCGUGCGCUCAGCCCCUGUUCGGCCUUUUCGCCUUCCACUGCCCCUGCACGUCGCCAGAGAACUGGAGCUACACGCUCUGGGCACUGGCGGCGCCGUUCGGAGUCGUCUCGGUCGUGGGCUUCACGAUCCAGCUGUGCACGACCCUCAGAGCCGCGGACACCCUGGCAAGGAAGUACGGCUGCGACAACUGCUGCUGCCGGUUCGUGUUCUUCGUCGGCGCGUCUCUGUUCAGGAACGUGACGUUCAUGUUCGCCGCGAUGGCGUGGCCCAUCCUGGCGCUCUUCGACGGCAGCUACGUCGUCUGCGGCGGCACCGAGGUCCUAGACUGGACUCGCUUUCCCGCGCUGGGAAACUUGAGCCACCUGGGCGAGAGGCAAAGGCGGAGCAUGCUGGCCCGAGUCCCCUGCAAGGAGCUCAAGGAGCCGUUCCCGGGGCUCGUAACCAACGAGACCCACGACGACAUUCGCGAGCAAAUCGCCUUGUUCCUGCGCGCAUCUUCACAGGAUAUCAAGGCGCAGCCGAGGUAUGGAGAGUAUCCAGUAUGGGGCAUGGAGGUGUCGCUGCUUUUGGCAGAUGACGUUGUCCUCUUUACCUCGUCAAUCUGUGAUCUCCAGCAUGCACUUGAAUGGUUUGAUGCCGAGUGUGAAGCGGCUGAGAUGAGAAUCAGCACCUCCAAAUCUGAGGUCAUGGUUUACUCCCGGCAGAUGGUGGAUUGUUCUCUCUAGGUGAGGGGAUCUCUUUGGCAAGUGAUGGUAAGUGGGAGCGGGAGAUUGGCCGGCGGAUUGAUGCGGCAUCAGUGAAGCAGACGCUGAUUUCUCGAACAAAGCUUGCAGUUUACAGGUCGAUCUACAUUCCCCCCCUCACCUAUGGUCAUGAAAUUUGGGUAAUGACCGAAAGGAUGAGAUUGCGGGUAUAAGGGGCCGAAUUAAGGUUUCUCCACAGGGUUGCCGGGCUCACUGUGAUGGGGUGAGGAGCUCGGUAAUCCGGGAGAGCCACCGUCGAGCCGCUGCUCCUCUAGAUCGAGAGGAGCCAGUUGAGGUGGUUCAGAUACCUGGUAAGGUUUCACCCCGUAGACUCCCCCUGGAACUCUACUGAGCACAUCCCACUGGACGAAGACCCCGGGGCCAGCUCAGGACACGCUGGCAGGGCGAUAUUGCCCGGCAGGCC
Molecule: messenger RNA, 1339 nt
Organism: Lethenteron reissneri (Far Eastern brook lamprey)
Lineage: Eukaryota; Metazoa; Chordata; Hyperoartia; Petromyzontiformes; Petromyzontidae
Product: calcium homeostasis modulator protein 4-like
Cellular component (GO): plasma membrane
Molecular function (GO): monoatomic cation channel activity
Source: RefSeq, a predicted model, not a curated record